CUGUUGGCAUUCACACAAAUUUUUUCCUCGGAAAAUCUGUGUGAACGAACGAAAUUUCGUCACGGCGUCCCGUUAGCAAGCCUGGCCUCGAGCGGAGAGUCAGACGACGGUGGACUAGCUCCGCCACCGCGAAAGAAGUCACGUCCUUCUUUGGAGGCUACAAUGCAGCAACCAGCGAAUGGCUGUACUCAACACAAUGGAGCUACUGAAGACGACCAUAUUCCAUCAUCAUCCGCCCAACAAAAUGGCACUGAUAUUGCACCUCACAGCACAACCGUCAACGGAGAAAUAUCUCCCAAACGAUUGGACAGAACGGAUUAUGAAAUUGUGCGACUUAUCGGGCAACACUUGAAAACUAUCGGGCUUAAUCACACAGCCGAGGUGUUGAUCCAAGAGUCAGGUUGUCGCCUGGAUCACCCUGCCGCAGCCAAGUUCCGCCAACAUGUCAUGGACGGAGAUUGGAACAAGGCUGAUAACGAUCUUAAUGAAUUGAAAUCUCUUCUUGAGGGAUCUUCCAGCAGUUUAUCUCAAAUGAAGUUUCUGCUGCUAGAACAAAAAUACUUGGAGUACCUGGAGGAUGGGAGGGUGCUGGAUGCUCUUCAUGUAUUACGCAACGAACUGACACCUCUACAGCAUAACACGGCACGAGUACAUGAGCUGUCCAGCUACAUGAUGUGCAGUGAAAGGGAGGAGCUGCUGGCCAGAGCGGGGUGGGAGGGGAAGGGUGACAAUUCCCGCACCUCUCUCAUGGACAAACUGCAAGAAUUUCUACCCCCCACCAUCAUGCUCCCUCCCAAGAGGUUGUACACACUUCUGAACCAAGCAAUAGACCUGCAAAAACACCGCUGCCCAUACCACAACUCUAGCGAUGAUCUGGGGUUGAAAAAUGUGUCUUUGCUUGUUGAUCACCACUGCUCAAGAGAACAAUUCCCCUGUGAGACCCUGCAGGUACUAAACGACCACUGCGACGAGGUUUGGUACUGCCGGUUCUCUCCGGACGGCCGCAAACUUGCAACAGGUUCCAAAGACACCACUGUCAUCAUCUGGGACGUCGAUCCGGAUACAUUGACAUGUCACCACCGUAAAACGUUGGAAGGCCAUUCGUACGGGGUGGCGUACCUGGCGUGGUCACCGGAUGGAUCACACCUGAUAGCCUGUGGUCCAGAGGACUGCCCGGAACUGUGGAUCUGGAACAUCGAGACCGAGGAACUACGGGUCAAGGUGUCCCAGUCACCCGAAGACUCCCUCACAUCCUGCAGUUGGCACCGGGAUGGUAACAAGUUUGUCACUGGCGGUAUCCGUGGCCAGUUCUAUCAAUGCGACAUUGAAGGCAAUGUGGUGGACUCAUGGGAGGGUGUGAGAGUAAACUGCCUAUGGUGUCGGUCGGACGGCAAGACUGUGCUUGCGGCUGACACCCACCACAGAGUGCGCUCCUACAACUUUGACGAGCUUACCGACCAAAACAUUCUACACGAGGAUCACCCAGUUAUGACAUUCUGUGUGAACAAGGCUGACAGGUUGGCACUACUGAAUGUGGCGACGCAGGGUGUACACCUGUGGGACCUCCAGGACAAGGUGUUGGUGCGCAAGUUCCAAGGUGUCACCCAGGGUCACUUCACAAUUCAUAGUUGUUUCGGAGGUGUCAAUCAGGACUUUGUGGCAAGUGGCAGCGAAGAUAACAAGGUGUACGUGUGGCACAUGAAGCGUGAGCUGCCGAUUGCCACACUGUGUGGACACUCCCGUACUGUCAACUGUGUGGCCUGGAACCCAGUGUACCACUCAAUGUUGGCGUCAGUCAGUGACGAUUACACUGUGCGCAUCUGGGGCCCGGCACAGCAGUACCGCACAUCUCCCUCACUCUUCAAGCCUGGAUUUUCAGGGGACGGGUCGCCUUCACCUUCAUCCAACGGCACAUCUUGGCCCGACAUGGUCUCGUAGUUUUGGCCUUCCUUUUGAUCAUCCAUUGUUAUAGAUUUAAAUAUGUAUUGUCUUUGAAAUUACUAUAUUUUGAGUUAUUAGUUUGGAUUAUCUAUUAAUAAUUAAUUAAAGAUAUAUUUAAUUUCUCUCAUAUAGUCCGAGUUACGUUUAGUUUAAAUUUUAGAUAUUUUAUGUUUCCGAACCAGAUCGUAAUACUGGAGUUGUUUGUAUCAAACUGUGAAAUUGUCGUUCAGAAUUAAAUUUUUAUGACUGUUAACACUAUGUUUGAUAUUAAUUGUUGGCUUGCAUGCUAGUUGGGUAUCUGAUCUUUGGAGAAAGCGUAAUAAGUAAUAAAAUUCAUACUAAUAUAUACAUUAGUUUUUAAUAUAAUUUUAAUGUGUUAACUUGCAGAUGGUAGUGAUUUAUCCAAAUGAUUGUGAAAUUCAAUAGAUGUGCCUGUUUUUAUAAGAUGUUCUCAAAAAUUAACUAAAGCUGCCUGGUACCAGAAAACAAAGCAAUUUAAAUAUUAUUUAGUAACAAAAUUAAUUCUGAAAAACCAAUGUAAAGGUUUAUCUGAAGAAAAUAAAUGUAUCCUAUCAAUAUUUUAGUUUUUCUUUUAUUGGUGUUAUGUGUUUUCAAAAGAAAAUAAAUUAUUGUUACUUACAUUCUGUGAGAAAAUAUAAUAAAUAAUUUUAAAAUAUGUUACCUUCUAUAACACAUUGUGGGGUGUAAACAAUUAGGGGAUAUUAUUAGAUCAUUUAAUUCAAGUAAUAUUGUAGCCAAUAACCAUUAUGAGCUUUAUGCAUUAUAAUGGCAUGCCAUUAACUUUAAUUGUUUUAUUACUAACGUUAUUCAGCAAUUAUGUGAUUCAUUAUUCUCCAAGGUCUGUAAACAUAUCUGGUGAUACUCAUAGGCAAUUACAUGAUUCAUUAUUCUCCAAGGUCCGUGAACAUAACUGGUGAUACCCACAGGCAAUUACAUGAUUCAUUAUUCUCCAAGGUCCGUGGACAUAACUGGUGAUACCCACAGGCAAUUAUAUGAUUCAUUAUUCUCCAAGGUCCGUGGACAUAACUGGUGAUACCCACAGGCAAUUAUAUGAUUCAUUAUUCUCCAAGGUCCGUGGACAUAACUGGUGAUACCCACAGGCAAUUAUAUGAUUCAUUAUUCUCCAAGGUCCGUGGACAUAACUGGUGAUACCCACAGGCAAUUAUAUGAUUCAUUAUUCUCCAAGGUCCGUGGACAUAACUGGUGAUACCCACAGGCAAUUAUAUGAUUAAUUAUUCUCCAAGGUCCGUGGACAUAACUGGUGAUACCCACAGGCAAUUAUAUGAUUCAUUAUUCUCCAAGGUCCGUGGACAUAACUGGUGAUACCCACAGGCAAUUAUGUGAUUAAUUAUUCUCCAAGGUCCGUGGACAUAACUGGUGAUACCCACAGGCAAUUAUAUGAUUCAUUAUUCUCCAAGGUCCGUGGACAUAACUGGUGAUACCCACAGGCAAUUAUAUGAUUCAUUAUUUCCCAAGGUCCGUGGACAUAACUGGUGAUACCCACAGGCAAUUAUAUGAUUCAUUAUUUCCCAAGGUCCGUGGACAUAACUGGUGAUACCCACAGGCAAUUAUAUGAUUCAUUAUUUUCCAAGGUCCAUGGACAUGACUGGUGAUACCCACAGGCAAUUAUAUGAUUCAUUAUUUCCCAAGGUCCAUGGACAUGACUGAUGAUACCCACAGGCAAUUAUAUGAUUCAUUAUUUUCCAAGGUCCAUGGACAUGACUGGUGAUACCCACAGGCAAUUAUAUGAUUCAUUAUUUCCCAAGGUCCGUGGACAUAACUGGUGAUACCCACAGGCAAUUAUAUGAUUCAUUAUUUUCCAAGGUCCAUGGACAUGACUGGUGAUACUCAUAGGCAAUUAUAUGAUUCAUAAUUCUCCAAGGUCCGUAAACAUACAGUUGUCUGUCAAAGACAAUUAAUUUUGAGAUGAAAUCUGUAAUUCAUUAUUAAACACUCUAGGUAGAAAGAAACUAAAAGGAGUUCAGUUUUGAAUAGUAUAAUAUGUAAUAAAACCCACAGAAUAUAGUCCACUAAAGGGAUUGUACAAACCCUUUAGAACGUGGAUGUGCUAAAAGUGAGAGGGGGGCUGUGGCAGGUAACUCGUGUUCCUGCACUCUCCUAUUUAUAUAUUAUUAUUAUCAUGGUAGAGCUGCUAAAUAAAUAUGAAAAGUAAACUUAAAACUAAGUAAUCUAAUUAAAACAAAAUAGCUAUUUUAUUAUUUUGUCAUAGAUGAAUGUGAAAACAUACUUUACAAGUAGUGGAUGAACUUGUCAGGUUCUAAUACCACGUAAUUAAAAUAUUUUAUUUUAAAUUUGUACGACAGUAUAAGUUCAAAGUGUUCUGAAAUGCACAUAUAUUCAAAAUAUUGUGAAGAAUAUUUUUAGAUUUGUGAACAAGAAUGAAGGCAGUUUUGGGGAGUGUUUGGUUAGUGUACUGCUCUGUGAUGGCUCACAAUAUUAUUUGAUUUGAACUUAAUUGAUUAUACAUUUCAGACACAAAUUGAAAAAAAAUCAUCAAAUUUUGUGCUGAGAAAUGUUUAUAAUUUUAUUUUGUUUUAACCUUAUAAAGUCAUAUUUUCAUUAGUACGACUGAAGACAUAGUGGCCUUACUGAUAAUUAAGUAUUUAUUCGUGACUCAUCAGAGAAUACUUAGCUUAUUUUAAAGUAUCUUUUAAGAAACACGAAUAUUGUAUUUUAAUUUAAAGACGUUUUUAAUUUUGUCCUGUUCAGAAAUAUAAUUAUAAAAACCAACAUAUAG
Molecule: messenger RNA, 4720 nt
Organism: Homalodisca vitripennis (glassy-winged sharpshooter)
Lineage: Eukaryota; Metazoa; Arthropoda; Insecta; Hemiptera; Cicadellidae
Product: WD repeat-containing protein 26
Exons: 13
Coding region: 163-1938 (591 amino acids)
Biological process (GO): proteasome-mediated ubiquitin-dependent protein catabolic process
Cellular component (GO): GID complex
Molecular function (GO): protein binding
Source: RefSeq, a predicted model, not a curated record